UGCUGCAGUUGCUCCCAUCCUGGUGUCCUCUUCUUGAGAGCUGCCUGUGUGGAGACCUUCCAGCUCCAGGUCAAAGAAAAUAACACCUGGGAGACGCCUGAUCAUCUCCAGUAAAACCUCCUCACUGCUCUGCCAAAGCUGAAGAUGGAUGCCCUGUGCUGAACCCUUCUGACUGUGGUAAGAAGAAAAGCUCCAGCAGGACUUUCUGGUUCAGACCACUCAGCACCACAAUGUCUGGAAAGGGUAAGGCUGGUGCUGAAGGUGCUGCCGACUCCUACAUUCCAUGCCACAUAGACUCUGAGUUUCGCUACAACCUCUUCACUGUUUUCUACAGCAUCAUUUUCAUCCUGGGCUUUGCUGCCAACUGCUACGUGCUGUGGAUCUUCAGCCGCAUCUACCCCACCAAGAAGCUGAAUGAGAUCAAGAUAUUCAUGGUGAACCUGACGGUGGCUGACCUGCUCUUCCUGGUGACGAUGCCCAUGUGGAUUGUGUACUAUCACCACCAUGGGGACUGGAUCAUGCCCAGCUUCCUCUGCAACGUGGCUGGCUGUUUGUUUUUCGUGAACACCUACUCCUCCGUUGCCUUUCUGAUGGUCAUCACCUACAACCGUUACCAGGCCGUGACCAACCCCAUCAAAGCUGCUCAGUUCACCACCCAGAGAAGAGGAAUCUACUUAUCAGCAGCUAUCUGGAUCAUCAUAGUGGGGAGCUCUUUGUACUACCUCUUUGACAACAACACUAACCAGGAGAAGGUGGGCUCCAGGAAUUUCACGCGGUGCUUCGAGCGCUACGAUUCCUCUGGCAGCGUCUCGGCGGUGCUCGCCAUUCACGUCAUCAUCUGCAUCCUCUUCUACAUCAUCUUCCUCUUCAUACUGGGCUGGAACAUCAUCAUCAUCAGGACCCUGUUCUCCAAAUCAGGGCAGCCACGGAAGAGUGCCCACGUGAAGCAGAGGGCACUCUGGAUGGUCUGCACGGUGCUGGCAGUGUUCAUCAUCAGCUUUGUGCCUCAUCACAUCGUGGACCUGCCCUGGACCCUGACCGUCCUGGAGCAGUGGAAGAAGGAGAACUGUCAGCUGCGCCAACAGCUCAAUGACGCUCACCAGGUGACUCUGUGCCUUUUGAGCACAAACUGUGUGCUGGACCCUAUCAUCUACUGCUUCCUCACCAAGAAGUUCCAGAAGCACGUUUCAGAGAAACUGAAAAGCAUGAAAGGGAGCCGCAAGUGCUCCAGGCAGACCACGGACACAGUGAUUGAGGGAACCAUUCACCAGGAGGAUGACGUUGGGAUCUAGUGCAGCUCUGCUCUGGCUGCAGACUGAGGUGUGUGAAUCAGUCAUUCAGCUCAGGGAGACACACUGAGGGACACAG
Messenger RNA from Dryobates pubescens (Downy woodpecker), 1368 nucleotides. RefSeq names its product platelet activating factor receptor (gene PTAFR). Gene Ontology annotation, biological process: chemotaxis; G protein-coupled receptor signaling pathway. The record is from RefSeq and is a predicted model, not a curated record. Gene Ontology annotation, molecular function: G protein-coupled purinergic nucleotide receptor activity; platelet activating factor receptor activity. The coding region runs from base 231 to 1292 and encodes 353 amino acids. Lineage: Eukaryota; Metazoa; Chordata; Aves; Piciformes; Picidae. Gene Ontology annotation, cellular component: membrane. The transcript has 2 exons.